This is a messenger RNA of Dufourea novaeangliae, 3967 nucleotides long. RefSeq names its product single Ig IL-1-related receptor-like. The transcript is spliced from 7 exons. The coding region runs from base 418 to 1923 and encodes 501 amino acids. The record is from RefSeq and is a predicted model, not a curated record. NCBI's taxonomy places the organism in Eukaryota, Metazoa, Arthropoda, Insecta, Hymenoptera, Halictidae.
CGCUUGCGAAAGAAAUCGUUCGGAAACAAUGAUUUUUGCGGGAGCAGCAACGUAGUGAACGGUUAAACGUUUCCAUCGGUGGUUGUGUCGCGUGAAACACGAGAACCGUUCGUAAUCCCAGUGUAAACAUCGUGUCAGGACGUGGAAGAAGUGGUUGGUGAUUUGACGACAGACGUGUACGGUCAAGCGGCUCGCGUGUAUAUAAACGUGUACGUUCACGGGUAUUCUCUUCGGACGUUAACGGCAGCCCGAGAUCUCGAAUUCUCUUUCCGCGGGAAAAACCACGGUAGAAUACAUACCCGUGGGAACAAGAUUUCCAUUUCUGAGAAACUAGCCCACGACCAUGGCGAUUCCCGGACUCGAAAAGCGCGCGAUUUGAAGCGGUGCGUGUUCCCUUCGUGACAGUCAAUCCUCUCGAUGAAAUCUCCGAAGAUGACGAGAUCGGCGGAAUGUGGCGUGAUCGUGUUGUCGUUCCUGGCGACGAUCUGUCAGGCCAACGAACUCAAGGACUACUGUUCCAUGCACAAAUUCGACAAUUUACCGGGCGGCCUGAGGUUCACCAAAGAAGUCGUGACCACGGAAUACGCGAACAUCGGGGCGUUCAAAGCUCUUCACUGCUGUCUACGUGGUUAUAGAAGCAUCGAAUGGUACAAGGACAACAGGGCUUAUCCUUGGCCAGGCGGCGAGAGUCACUUUAUUCUGUACCCAGAGAGCGCGAACCAGACGAUCUACACGCAGAAGGUGAGGGCUUCGGACGCCGGAAGGUAUUCCUGUCGAGCCAGGAACGACACGACCAUCCUCGAAGGAGACAUCACUCUCGCGGUUCUCGGUGAGAAGUCUGGAGGAUACACGGGUAAACCUUUGCCAACGUAUCGGCCAGCCUCGCAGCUGGUCCCACUGGGAGGCGCGGCAAGAUUGUUCUGCGAAGCUUAUCUCGGUAAAGUCGAGCUGCCGGACGCGAAGAAUUCGGUGACCUGGUCGAAAAGCGACAGCAACGUCACGCUGCCCAGUCACGGGAGGAUCGCCCAGCACAGGGUGUCCAGGGAAAACAAUCAGAUCAUCGGCUCUUAUUUGGAGAUCGAAGACAUAACUCUGGAAGAUUACGGGGAGUACAAGUGCGAAGUUAGCAACGGCGUGGACGAGGAGAUCACGUUACCUGCUCACGUUUACCGACAAGAGCCGCAGUUCGCGCUUGGCCUUCAAAACGGCUCCUGGAGGAAGUCGUUUCUGCUCGGUGUGCUGUUCCUGCUCCUGUUGAUUUCGGCGGGCGCGUUUUACGCGCGUUGCUGGCUGCCGAUCGCGCUGCUCUGCCGCGACAAAUUCGCCCCACUCGAGGAGAACGACGGAAAGGAAUGCGACGCUCUGGUCUGCUACCACGAGAAGGACUCCAGCCUGGUGAUCGGUAUAGUGGUGCCCACCCUGGAGACCAGGCAUCGGUACAAGUGCACCGCCCUGGAGCUCUCCCAUCUGAAUCAAAACUGGAGCCUGGAGAUCGGUCCUCACGCAGCAUCCAGCCGAAGGGUGAUCGUGGUCCUUAGUCCCGCGUCGUUAGGCAACAUUUGGAACGAGGCCAGCGUCGGGACGGUCCUGAAGCAGCUGUCCACGCUCGCGAACCGAACGAUCGUGAUAGCGACGAAGAAUUUACCGAGCGUGACGACGAUCGCGAAACGAUCGACCAGAGGAUGCAACGACACCGGCGAGCUGUGCCUCGAUCGUUUGCAGAUCUUGUGCUGGAACGACGGAGAUGGCGCCACCGGGGCAAGCAACCGGAAGUUCUGGUAUCGGCUUCGAUUGGCGAUGCCACCGGUCCGACCGAUGGGUAACGAGACAGGCUGUCAAUCAGUCGCCAUGAUCGUCCAGGCGAACGGAAAAUGUGGACAGCAGAAGGCUCGAUCGCGCGAGAGCCUCGAGGUUCUUGUCUAAACUCGCGGUGGAAUCGUGUCGACGAAUCACUUAACCGAUUCAUCCGUUUCUUCCUUUCCUUCCGUCACGCCGAUCAGUUAACGGAAACCGUAUCGAAAUCUCGAAACGGUUCGCUCGUUCUUCCUCUGGAACGCAAAAACGAUCGAUGUGUUCGAUAAUCGAAAGCUUGCUCGAUUAUCACUUCCUCGAAUCUCGAACAACUACGCCUGGAUUUCCUCGAGCCGUGUGUAGAGGUGAAAAAAAAAAAUGUAAUUCCUCUGCAACGGUGUAUAGCAUUUUACUUGCGCAUUUUCUUUUAGGUCUGAAAUUCAACCUAGCUUGACGCUCCCGGAUAUUCGAAUCCGAGGAAAGCUAUCUUAUAACGGCACCGUUGAAGUUUCUUUCCCCGAAGUGGGUUUUAUCCACGACUGGUUCAAAUUUCACAAUCGUAUAUCGAUGAAAGUUUCAAUAACGUCCAUCUCGUAGUAGAUCACGUGUUUCCUGCACGCAUUUUCUCUUCCCUGGUUCACUUUUCUUGUAUCCACAAAAGUAGAUCUAAUAUUCUGUCCUCGUGCAGGAUACGAGAGGAAAGUGGAGAAACGGACGAAUCCCGCCAGUCUUCCGUCUUGCGAGGCGAAGUUUUAGGACGGUCCUGUCCACACAGGUGGAGCUGCGUCGCGUCUGCUACGGGGCGCCAUAUUCGAAUCCAUAAAAAUACCCCCAAAGUAAAUACCGAUCGAGCCCCUCCCGACACCGUGCCGGACAGGAUUGCCUUAAAUCGGGGCGAGACAAAGAAAAAGAAAAGAGACCGAGUAGAAAGCGAAUCUCGUCUGUGCUCGGCGUAGCACACGCAAUCGGUGUGUCACGCGAGCCUCUUUUCUCUGUUUGUAUAUAUUGGAUACAUAUCGGUGCUCCUUUAUUUAUUUAGUUAGCCGUGUAUUUUAUUUAUAACCGUUUAGGUUCAUCGGGUUUACGAGAGACGACGGACACGGAAACGCAGAGCGAUCUGCAUUUCCGGGCGCCAUGUUUCUUUCGCGCCGCGAGUCGAAACGAAUAUCGUAGAUAUUUUAUACUGUUUUGUACAUACAUGUAAAAGGGGGAGAGGAUAUAUAUAUAUAUAGAUAUAUACAUACUUAUACGUAUAUGUAUAUAUAUACGCAAAACACACACAUACGUAUGUUUUUAUAACAAUUCUCGGAGGAUUAUCACCGCGUCGAGGAACUUACGAAAGACUUAGAACAUAACUUGUAUCCGGGAACCGUGACGUAAACGAUAAUCCUGUCGUUCUAAUUUUAAGCUGAAACAUUACCUGUAAUCGUAUAUACAGGGUGGCCCGUUUUAAUCUACGAAUUUCGUUUACAAUUCCACCUACGAAUAAAAUAUAUCGAACGGUUACCGAACCACCGAUGCGAUAUACGAUACGGAUACCGCCCCCCCCCCUGUCGAGUGUAAAUAGAUUAAGAUGGGUUACCGUUGAUGCCGUGUUAUAUAUUGUAUACCACGUUUCCGCUUGCCGGCGGUACCAUACGGCUUUAUUGUACGCGCAUUGUACUAGCCCGUUUAAUUGAGUGUAAGUGUACUUUAGGUGUCGCACAGACAGACCCGCGAGGUGAGCUUAAUUUUAAUGUCCAUAUGGUAAUCUCUUUACUGUCAGUAUUACGAUACACUAGUGUACUUGUCUCGCGACGGGCCACGCAUGCGCGACAGAUACGCGUCGCGAGGGAUCGUUGCGAGCCGAGUAAGCAGAGAGGUAUAGACGUAGAAGUUGAACUCGUUUGUUCGUUAGCGAUAGAACACACAUAUACACACACACACACACACACACACACACAGGUGGUUACGACACGAAACGGUUGAGCACGCGCGUUUACGGAGAAAUAUACCGCGUUUUUAUUUUCUUGUAUUUUUUCUUUUUUUAUAUAAAUGUACACCUGUAUAUUUUUUUGUUUAUAGCGACGAUUCUAGGAUUUCCUACAGGGGAACAGACCCCGUUUCCGUUUUCAUAGUCGCGCGCACCGGUAGGAUCGUCGUGUUUUAAUAAGGCUCCGAGUACCAAAAAAAAAAA